Molecule: messenger RNA, 3396 nt
Organism: Schizophyllum commune H4-8
Lineage: Eukaryota; Fungi; Basidiomycota; Agaricomycetes; Agaricales; Schizophyllaceae
Exons: 6
Coding region: 382-2940 (852 amino acids)
Source: RefSeq, a predicted model, not a curated record
GCCGUCCCUGUCCUCAGAUCCCAGAGGCCGUUGACCGAUUCGCCCCUCGCAGGCAUCGACGUCGAGUUGAACGAGCGAAACCGGGGCGGCCCGACGGGUGCCGUCAGUUUUCCACGUGACCGUUCGAGUGUGAAACGGCAGCGCGUUCGCUCCUCGGCUUCCCUCCUCCUCAUUCGAGCGGCCUUCGCGUCGUUUCUGCCUUUUCCAUUGGCGCUGCCAGCCACAAAAGUCCCUUAAACCCCAGAAAACAUUGCUUGCGCAGUGCUCGCCUCCUACGCAUCUCACACACGACGAACAGCCUGUACACUUUACGCUCACUACCGACAACAUUUUCUCUCUCCCACAGCUUCCCUCUACCCAGUAAAUUAUAUUCAGCUCCCCAUGGCCGCUACUCAGGAGCUGCCAUCAUGGCUGACUGUCUCCACGUCGGUCUACACGGACGCAAACGGAGUUGCGACCACUGCCACCGCUGUCCUAUACCUUCCAUUGACCUACUACGGUCCCAGCAUACCACUAGGUCCUGAUUGGACAUGGGGAGGCGUCAGCUCCCCCGCAUCCACUGCCACAGAAACGACCGCCGUUACGACAGACACGACAUCCUCCACUGCGAUACCUUCCACCACCUCAUCAUCAUCUCCGACCUCUGCGACACCCUCCUCUACAUCCGCAACAUCCGCCACUUCUUCAAAUUCUUCAUCCAGUGGUUCUUCAACCAGCCCCACUUCUUCGGCUUCAAGUACCCCUACUACUCCGGCUCACAAUGGCUUGAGCACCGGCGCGAUCGUCGGCCUUGUGAUCGCGGCAGUGGCUGUCGUCAUGCUUCUCGUCCUGCUCUGCGCCUGUUGCUACGUCAGGCGUCGUCGCCGCCGAGGAGAAACCAGCCGCCGCUGGUCCAUGCUCACUCCCGCACCAGGCAAGCGGGAGAAAGAGAAGUCACCCAAGGAAUCACUCACUGGCGACUACUACAUGGUCGGCGCCGAGGAUACGGAGGGCGCUUCAGACACCGUCCGAACUCCUGGCGAAGGUUCCCCGCGGCACAGUGGCGAGGAAGCCGACCCCUUCUUGCGCCCACGGUCUGGUGGCAUCGCGACGGACGCGGGUUCGAUGCGCGAAUUCGGUCAGCCCGCGACGAGGACAAAGAUGACGGAUAGCAGCGGCAGCUCGAACUGGCAGACCACGCAGUCGUCGUCGGGACCGUCCACCUAUGCCACCGGUUCAUCGGGACUUGGCUCUUUGGGACUCAGCUCUUCGGGACCGGGCUCUUCGGGUAACAACACCAGGUCUACCAGGAGCAGCAGCAAGCCGGGAUCCAAGAUGACUUCUUCGAGCGGGACCACAGAUUAUGGCGUCACGCUUGAAGAACCCACCCUGUUCAGGGGCCAGCGUCAGAAUUACAACCAGGAUUAUCGUGGCAGCAUACUAUCGCCAGAGCAGCAGCGUGAGCUCGACGAGGCAACAAGCUCAGCACCGUCCACGCCAUACAAGCAGCCAGCUAUCCCAGAGUCGGACAAUGAGGCGGACUUCUCGCCGCUCAUGCCACCGCCACGACUUGUCGACCCUGAAUUCGGCCGAACGCGGUCUUCAUCCCCUCUCGACCGCGACGAACCUGUCGUCGUGCAGACCGCUCAGCGCGUCCGGAUGUCUGACGUCGGUCCCCGCAUGCCGCGCUCGCACUCACCGAUCCUGGAGGUUGACGAGACGGAGCACAUGACGCCACCUCCUUCUCGCCGCAUCAGCGGGCAGAGCUGGCUUGGGUCCCUGGCGAGCGGUAUCGGUCUCAGCCGCUUGCUCAAGGGCUCCACGUCCUACAAGGACCCCGAAGCCGGGCGCUCUCUCCUCGGCAGCCCUGAAAUGUCCGAGCGCCUUGCCCAGCCGCGCCCUGCUAUGGCCGGCGCUGGGUCGUCUCGCCCCAUAUCGGGUACGAGCGUUCAUACCACUGGCUCCGGCAGCACCGUCUUCUUCGACGCGACCUCCAAGCCUGGGACGCCUGCUUUGCCCGCGCCGCCUCGCGCGUUCACGCCUGGCCAAGAGGCGCGGGCGACACCGCCACCGUCCGCCGACAAGCCCAUCCAGAGCCAGCCGAACACGACGGUCCGCCGCGUCACGAGCGAUAUCCUCGACCAGCCUCCGCCGCUCAGCACCUUCACCUCGGCCUCGUCGAUGCGGGAUACGGUUCACACUGACAGCACCGAUGCCACCAAGGUGCCGUCGUUCCCGCCCCCGGGGCUUGCGCUGUUGCCCGCGUCGGCGAGGUGGGGGGAUGAUACGCCGUCGCUUGCUUCGAUUGGUGGGCAGUAUCAUGAUCUGGAUGUGCUUGAGGAGGAGCCGCCGGUGGCAGACGCUCAGUGGAGGCAACUCGCGGAGACGCUGCCGCAAGGGCGCGGACCGCGGACGACUUUCGGCAUGCCCACCUAUAUUCACGCCUCUGGCAUGACCUCCGAGCAAGCCUCCCUGUACUCCAUGCGCUCCCACAUUGAGCCCAACAUGACGCGCUCAACUGGUUCUGCACCGGCCUCCUCAAUCGGCUCCUCCCACCCCUCCCGCCACAAGGGCUCCGGCAGCGUCAGCGGCAGCUCGCUAGCGCACUCCGCCAGCAUCACAUCCGACGGGCGGAGGAGACAUCCCACCGGGCCCACCUCGCCUGUGCUCUCUGCCUUCGGCGACCACUCGCGCGGGGCGACGGGCAGCAGCGGCGGCACCGGGUCCUCGCAUGCGCAAGGGUCGAGCUCGUCGCAUGGCCAUGGGUCCUCGUCCCAUCAACAUAAUGGGUCCUCGUCGCAAGGGCACUACGAUAACAACUACUUGUCGCCCGACCGUGCGCUGUCGGAUGAGGGUGCUCAGCUCUUCAGGAGCAAUAGCAUGCCGUGGGCGGGUGGCUUGCCCGUGGACUGGCACCCGACCGGGAACAGCACGGAGUCCGACCCCCACAAUGCGACAUGACAAGCAGCGUAGGUUUCUCAGCGCGCUUUGUGACCUUGUCCCUCUGCCAAUCGCUCUCUUGCAUACGCCAUACACUUGACGCCGUAGACGAACAUCCCGGACGCUGGACGAACUACCUACUUACCACUUCCUUUUUUUCCUUCUCUUCCACUUCAUUCCGCGCCUCUUGCGCAGCGCAUCUGUUGUUGAUAUAGCCCUGUUCUCUUGCUUUAUCUCUUCUGUCCUCGGUCCCGGCGCUGUGUUUCCCUUGCGCUGGGGAUUGUACUCCACCGUGUGGGGAUCCGCCCUGCGCGGGGACUCGCGCGGCCGCUGCAACUACCUACUAACGACGCUGACCAUGAUUACGACUGGAACGUACUAGGCUGUCUCAUGUACAUCGGUAGCUACCCUGUAGCUUCUACUCGUGUGUAUAGAUACGAUUGGAAAAGGCCAUAUGAGUGAAGCGCAUUUGAGGAA